AUGUUAUGUAAAGUGGUGGUGAAGUAUGAAGGACCAGUGUCAUCCACUCCCAUGAAAAAACGGCCAGUACUGAUAGAUCUCACUAUAACGAGCAUCGGGUCAAGUGAUUCUGAUAAAGACAAGCAUACCUCAGAAAAGGCCAGCAAGGGCUCGGCAGGUGUGGAAGAAUUGGCCAGGCUUGAGUGCAGCCUUAGUGAAAUGAGCAUUGGUGCAGAGGAACAUCUGGAUGAACAAGCCAUCAAUGACUUGAGGAAUAGCACGAUUGACUGGGCAGUUAACCCUCCACCUGUAAAGGCAUCAGAUACUGAUGAUGAGGAGCAGGACAGCUCUGAUGAAGAGUUGGCUGGAGCUUUACCAAAUGUUCCAAAUUUUGAUGCGCUGCCAGUAAUUGGUUUGGAAGAGACUGUACACGACCUCACUGCAGAUUUUGAGUCUGAACCAUCUACAGAUCCUGACAGCUCCACUGCCUCACCAGCUGAUUCAAAUGUGCCAACUGUACAGAAGGCAGAGGACAUUGUUGGUGCCAAGGCAUCAAUUGUGUAUGAUGACUGCUUGAAGUACCUUGCGGCCUUUGUUACAGCACCAGUGAAACGGUGCACAGCAAUAAAUGUGACCGGUGCAACAUGCCAACACCAUCCACCAUUCCUGGUAAACAUCAAAGGGAAAGGCACUGCAAGCAUGUUAGAAUGGAGCUGUGCUGAUGGACACAUUGUGUGGCGAUGGGUUUCACAGCCCUUGAUGAAGUACGGACUCCAGGCUGGAGACUUUAUGCUGAGCACCAGCAUCCUGCUAUCAGGAAACAACUAUGCUAAAAUUGCACUGCUAUUUAGAUUUAUGAACAUGGGCCUUUUUGGCCAAAACUAUUUUUUCUCCAUCCAAGACGCGUACUGCGUUGACUCCAUCAAAAAGUACUGGAUGGAAAAAAGGGCAGAUGUGAUUGCAAGACUUCAGGACAAAGAUGUUGUUGUCCUUGCUGAUGGCAGAAACGACACUCCGGGUCACUGUGCGCUGUACUGUAGUUACACUACAAUGGAAAACGACACAUUGGAGAUCAUCAGUGUGGUCACAGUAGACAAAAGACAAACCGACAGACGGUCUGCCAUGAUGGAGAAGGAGGCCUUCAUCUUGACUAUAGAUCAACUAGUCACUGAAGUUAAACUGGUCGAAAUCUGCACAGAUGCCCACUCACAGAUUGGUGCCCUGAUGGAUCCGUACAAGGCGGCCCAGGUAAAAGAACUGUCUGUCUUACUCCUUUUGCUGAAAGAUAUCGUAAAUCACUUCUGGUGGUGCUGCAAAACAGCCGACUCCUAUGAAGAGUUCCUGACACUGUGGGCAGGUCUUUUACAUCAUGUCUGCAAUGAGCUUGAGUGGGCUAUGGGCAGCUGUAAACAUGGGCAGCUGGCAGACUCAGAGAAACAAUGGAUUCAAAGAGAUUCUAAAGCACACAAUGCUCUUGUGGAGAUAAUCCUCAAGAAAGGAUGGUUGAAGGAUGUGCACAAAUACCUGCGCUUUAGAUCAACGGCAGACCUCGAAUCCUAUCAAAAUCAUAUAUUAAUGUAUGCCAGCAAGCGCUUUGCCUUCAGUCCACCGGUGUACGAAGCCCGAGUCCUCCUGGCAGCCCUGGACUACAACUACCAUCGGGACCGACCAACUCAGAAGAGGGCAGAUGGUACAGAGAUGUACAGACGAGUGUACAAGAAGAAUGCUAAACAGUACAGUGUCUAUGCGCGCAAGACUCCCAAAAGCUACAGCUACAUUGGGGAACUACAGACGCUGGUGGUGAGAUGUAGGCUGGAGAGUGGCUCUGCAAUGCCCAGGACAAGAACCCUAAGGCCAGAUGACCCACGAAGGCUUGGUUUACUUCCACCUGUACCACCCCCACCAACGGCAGAGCUUGUACAAAGACAAGUCAGGAGAGGACUAGGACCUGAUUUACAGUCGAGUUGACCCCAUUGAAGCCAGAAUUGCAGCAUCCAGUGUACGCAUAGUACAAGCCUCCAGCAGAGAGAAGGAUUGGGACCAAUGGCACACCCGCCAACAUUCACACUGUACAUGAAAAUAUGAGUACAUUUGAAUUUGUAGUUCACCAUCUUACUUUGUCUAGGAUUUAAUUUGAAUUCCUGUAAUGUUUUUUACAGGGUGACUAAUAUUUGUUAUAGUUUUUGCAAGUUUUUUAAAUAAAACAUUUGAACUAACCUA
Messenger RNA from Carassius carassius (crucian carp), 2199 nucleotides. RefSeq lists its product as uncharacterized. The transcript has 15 exons. The record is from RefSeq and is a predicted model, not a curated record. The coding region runs from base 1 to 1947 and encodes 648 amino acids. Lineage: Eukaryota; Metazoa; Chordata; Actinopteri; Cypriniformes; Cyprinidae.